AUGAUUGUCAGGCCUAAAAGUGACACAACGGUGCAAUCUUCCAUACCGACACCUGAACAGAUCGAUGCUCUCAUACCAGAACUUCAGCGAAUUGCAAGGAAGCCUUCCCAAAUAGUUCAUGUUAGUACUGAACCUCCAUCUGAAAGUGAUCUAGAUGAAUCAACGUACGCAUUACUCCCAACGAAACCAAAAAGAAGAUAUCCAAGGUCAGGAGUGUUUAUCACGGACCCAGUACAAAAGAAAUCUACAUUAAUUGAGCAUGGCCCAUUCCCUGAGCCCAUUCCUAUUGAUGAGGAUUUUCAAAGCCCAAUUGUUGAAGAAGAAGUCAUACCUUCAGAAGGAGCUCAAGCUUCAGGAAGCUCUUUUGAAACACCUGAACUGGACAUCUCCAAAGGAAAAAGCAGGUUGCUUGAAUCUGAUUUUGUUGAUGUCGUUCAGUUUCAGAAUAGAGUCUUUGAUCUGGAAUCAAACUCUUCUGAAAAAUAUUUGAUAAUUGGAAAUGGUCUAACUGCUCUAUUCUUUGAUCUGAAACAACGCCUAUUUAAAAAGUUUGGUGAUGAAUUUCAACCCUUGAGCGUUGAAGGAGAAAAGAUCACUGCUUCUAGUACAGGUCCUGCCAAUCCAACUUCACGAUAUUCAAGUGAAAGAGCUAUAAGACCUGCUCCAGUUGCUAAUCUUCAUACAUUCUAA
Lactuca saligna is the source of this 690-nucleotide messenger RNA. The record is from the annotation of a GenBank genome assembly. Lineage: Eukaryota; Viridiplantae; Streptophyta; Magnoliopsida; Asterales; Asteraceae.